Mytilus californianus (California mussel) is the source of this 2139-nucleotide messenger RNA. RefSeq lists its product as uncharacterized. The transcript is spliced from 3 exons. Lineage: Eukaryota; Metazoa; Mollusca; Bivalvia; Mytilida; Mytilidae. Bases 68 to 1087 code for a protein of 339 amino acids. The record is from RefSeq and is a predicted model, not a curated record.
AACUAUUUUACUUCCGUUUUCAGUUUCCAACCAAGCUAUCACACGUCAACCUUAUUUUCAUGUUGAAAUGUCUUUACUUUUGUUAAGCUUCGUUAUCUAUUCGUGUGCUAAUGGUAUGGAAACAAUUGUUAAAACGAAGCAUUUUGACAUUCCAUCACAAGAAACUCCUUUGCCGCCAAAUGAGAAGUUUUUGGACAUUUUUCCACUAACACUGGAUAACUUUACAGAGAGUGUUUUGAAAAACAAGGAUCCCUGGGUAGUGAUUUUCCACGAAGGGUCGAUUCCAAGAGCAUGGAAGACAAUGGCAGCAUCUUUGAGAGGAUCAGCUUGGUUUGGAAUGGUUGAUAUCAAAUCUGAAGAAAAGCUUGUAAAGAAAAUAAAAUAUGAAAAUGGUACAGAUAAUCUAGCUCGUGUUUAUCCGUAUGGUUUACCAGCAAAGAAAAAAGACAGUUGGAAGUAUGUGAAAAAUGCAGAACAAGCAAGAUUAGCUGUAAUUGAAUGUAUACCAGAUACUUCAUUAAAGAUCAAAGGUCGGGAUGUCCAAGAUUUCUUGUUUGAGAGUUUUGCAACAAACCCUUCAAGAUUUCCAGCAGUAUUUUUCACAAAUGAAGAAGAAUCACCAUCUUUUAUCCGAGCAAUUUUUGUGCGAUUUCAGAAAUAUUUCAACUUUGCAAGAUUUGUUUUGCCAACUAUUGAAGACAUGAGAGCCAUUGGACUACAAGAAGAGAUUGUUGACCUUCCUUCAUUGUAUAUUUUAGUAACUCCAGAUGCAGGUCCCACCGACAGAAUAAAUUUUAAUGCUAUAGAAUAUAGACCACAAAUAAUGGGAUCAAUGAAUUAUCCUAAUGUUUUACAGUUUUUGUUUAUGGUUAAUCAUCAGUUUAGACAUCAAUUACAAGGGGAUAAUAAGUCUACUAAUCUUACUAUCAUGAACAUGCAAGAUGUUGUGGAAAUUGAACAAAAAAGAUUUGAAAUUAUGAUAAAAGGUAGAAAACAGACUGUAGCCCCAAAGAAGGUAGAAAAAGUUAAGGUACCAGAUAUCGAAAAAACUGCCACACAACAUAAUGGUAUAAAAGAUGAGUUGUAAGUCUGCAAAAUGCUAAUGUUAUUCUCCGUAAAUAUUUGGUGUUGAUAAAAAUGUGGUGAUUUUGAAGUCAAUGAUAAUGAUUCUUGAAAGUGUAAUGUUAUGAUGAUGCAACAUUAAACAUAAUAAUACAAUAAACUUGGAGACGGUUAGUUCCAAAGCAAACUCAAACUUACUUGAAAAUUUGUUUAAAAAAAACCCACCAGUUUUAAGUGCAGUUUUGAGUUAAAGUUUCUUGGGUGUAAUCAAGGAAUGUUAAUACCUUAAAUGUAAUUUAUGAAGAAACCUUUUUCAUAAGUUUAUGAUUGCAAGGUCUUUAAGCCUGUGCAUUAGACUUUUUAGAUCAGCUUGUAGUAUGAUGAAUGUUGGCCAAAGGAAAGAGGGAACCUAUUUUGUAUAAUUGACGUCAACUACAAUUUUCAACCCAAAGCCUUCAAACUCUCAAGAAUAACACUCAUGUUUGUUAAUGUGAAGUUAACUUUAUGUAAUUAUUUUGGAGAAUUUUCGAACAUUUUCCAGAUGGUCGAACACUACCAAUUUCCUGCAACAUUCUAGAUGGAGGGUAUCUAUUUUGUGUAAUCUACUAUUCAGAUUAAUUUCUUAAAAAAUAGGCAACAAAUUUUUUUGAAUAUUUGGAUAAACAUCAAAGAUGUGCAAGUCACUUUUUUACACAUUUUAAAAAUUUGAUAUUACAGAACUUGGUCAGUUUUCAGCAACUUUGUUUAUCAUAUGGAAUGUAUAUAUUUUGGCAUAUUAACAAUUUUCAUACAAGAAGAUAAGAAAUGUAUACACGAUAUAGUUUGUUCACAGUAUAACAUUUACUGAGCAUUAAAUUCAUUUUAAAGACAAUGUGCCCCUUUCCCCUUAAAUUUCUGCCUAAUUACCUUGACAAUAGAUGUUUUUAGUGUUUUGUUAAACUUUUUUGCCUUGACCACCAGUCAAAGACAUUAUUACGGAUAGUAAUGCUUAAUGUGAAAUACAUGUAUUUAUCAUUCAGAAGUACAAUCAGGAAUCUUAAUGACACUGUUUAAAUGAAAUUAAUUAUUUUCAUCUCU